Messenger RNA from Ictalurus furcatus (blue catfish), 1919 nucleotides. RefSeq names its product VAMP (vesicle-associated membrane protein)-associated protein A, like (gene vapal). The coding region runs from base 171 to 911 and encodes 246 amino acids. Gene Ontology annotation, biological process: neuron projection development. Gene Ontology annotation, molecular function: FFAT motif binding. NCBI's taxonomy places the organism in Eukaryota, Metazoa, Chordata, Actinopteri, Siluriformes, Ictaluridae. The record is from RefSeq and is a predicted model, not a curated record. The transcript is spliced from 6 exons. Gene Ontology annotation, cellular component: endoplasmic reticulum membrane; plasma membrane.
GAUAAUUGAGAGCAGUGUUGUUGUACGCGUGUUUUGGCGUGUGGGAUCUGCGUGCGCGCUCCCGUGUGUAUGUGUGUGUGUGUCAGUGCUGAGGGCUUGGAUUUCUCCGCGCUCCCGCUCGGUGGCUCUCUAGAAACGGCGAUCCGGCGCUGCAAAUCCCCCCGGCAAACAUGUCCAAGCUGGAGCAGGUCCUCAUCCUCGAUCCUCCGACUGAUCUCAAAUUUAAAGGUCCGUUCACAGAUGUCGUCACGGCGACCCUGAAGCUGACGAACCCGUCAGACAAGAGAGUGUGUUUCAAAGUGAAGACCACAGCACCACGUCGGUACUGCGUACGGCCCAACAGCGGCGCCAUUGACCCUGGCGCCUCCAUCAGCAUCUCAGUUAUGCUACAGCCCUUUGACUACGAUCCCAAUGAGAAAAGUAAACACAAAUUCAUGGUGCAGACCAUCUUUGCACCGGCCGCCAUCACAGACACAGAGACCAUGUGGAAAGACGCAAAACCCGAUGAGCUCAUGGAUUCCAAACUGAGAUGUGUGUUUGAGCUGCCUUCUGAAAACGAUAAAAUGAACGAUGUGGAUGCUGUGAACAAGGCUGCCCCCGUGUUAGCCUCCUCCAAGGUGGAAGGACCGUCUGCACCCAAACCCGCAAGCGCUGCCCUGGAUGACACGGAGAUGAAGAAGGUUAUUGAAGAGUGCAAGCGACUGCAGACGGAAAUGAUCAAGCUGCAGGAGGAGAACCGGCAGCUUAAGGAUGAUGGAUUGAGACUGAGGAAAGCUCAGCGACCCGAGCAUACGGCCGCCAACUCCAGCUCUCUGAUUGGCCGAGAGGUGGCCACCAGCUCCAUCCCAUCACUCCUGGUCGUCAUAGCAGCCAUCUUCAUUGGAUUCUUCCUCGGCAAGUUCAUCCUGUAGAUGGACGCGUGGAGGGGAGUCUGAUGUGUCUGCCUGCCUAUCAACCGGUUCCGGAGAGAGGGAGGGAAUGAGAGAGGGAAAGAAAGAGGGAGAGCUCACACGGCCUGGAUGAAAGGAGAAUGUCUUUCUGUUGACUUUGCCAUAUCAUUGGUAGCUGGGCCAGCGGCAGAAACACACAUCUGUGCGGCAUCAUAACGUCCUCAGCCUCACAUACGGUUAGUCCAACACACGAGAGAGAGAGAGAGAGAGAGAGAGAGAGAGAGAGAGAGAGAUGGAGGGAGAGAAAGAGAGAACAAAAAGCAGGAGCAGAAGUAAGUCUCUUUCCCCUCUCUGUCUCUUUUUAUUCCCACACCGUUCUUUUCUUUGUGCAAUGGACAGAAGGUAACUCAGCAAACAGGCUUAAAACACAGCAAUGGUUUGAGAGAGUGUUGAGACCAUCACACAAAGAAAAAAGACACAUCUCAGAGAUCCAAAUUAUAAAUGUGUUAAUAUAAAUAUUUUUGUCCCCCACAUCACCACUACAACCACCACCACACUCCUCGCCUCUCUCUUUCUCGUUUUAUUAAAAGUUCAAUGGAAUGUUAGGUGUCUUGUAAAUGUAAUUUUAAUCCUUUUUAAGAAAAGGAAAAGCAACAUCAAUCAAAACAAAAAAGACCUUGUGACCCUUUUCACCCCCGGCAGCCUCAGAAAGACGGCAGAUAUUUCUACCCUUCGCUGCCUCUCCAUUUCCACGGGAACGUCAACAGUUGGGCUGGGAACAAAGAUGCCUCCUUUUGUACAUUUGUCUUUUUUCCUGUCCCUAACGAUACCAAUGCAGACUUUUAUUACUGUUAUAUCAUAUUAUUAAUAUUAUUGUUCUUUAUUUUCCCUCAAUACAAAGCAUUUAUCCCUACUUGAGGCAAAUGUUGACUGAAGUUCGAGUCUACACCUCUCCUGUCCUGUUCAAUGCUAUUCAACAUUAAAGAAAUAAAUAAAGUGGGAAAAAAAAACUCCAUUUGUACAGCUGUG